UGAAACUCAGCAGCUCUGAUGGUGAGUUUUGGGGAGUGCUGGCUGAUGACGAGAGGAUUAAAAACAGUUACCGUAUUUAAAAGAAGUCACUGAAGUACCACAGUAUACUUCCUUACCUGGUGACCAGAGACUUUUCAGAUGGAAACGUCCACUUCAGCUAACAUUGAUCCUGUUCAGACCAACAUGACAGCUCAGACAGGAGGAGCCAUCUGUGCUCCUGUUCUCCAUGGGAUUAAUAUUCAAGGCCCAGUGAAUGUAACCAUUAAUCAGGGAGGUCAGGAAGUCCCCAGUUCCAACACCAGUGCAGUUCAGGCUGGAGGCUCUCCUGGUGCCCCUGCUCUCACUGAAAAGUUGAUCACUGUAUACAAACAAAGACUGGAAACAAAAUUUUGUAGAAUUAAUGAAAGAAUUUCAGAGCAUGGAACAUCAACUCUGCUGAAAGACAUCUACACAGAGCUCUACAUCACAGAGGGAGGGAGUGGAGGGGUGAAUGAUGAACAUGAGGUCAGACAGAUUGAGGCAGCAUCCAGGAGACCAGCAACACAGGAGAAACCCAUCAAAUGCAAUGAUCUCUUUAAAGAAAGACCCAUCAGAACUGUUCUGACUAAAGGAGUUGCUGGAAUUGGAAAAACAGUCUCUGUACAGAAGUUCAUUUUGGACUGGGCUGAAGGAAAAGCAAACCAAGACAUCCACUUCAUAUUUACCCUUCCUUUUAGGGAACUGAAUUUGAUAAAGAAAAAGCUCACUCUGGUUGAGCUUCAUCAACUAUUUUCCCCAUACAUAAAAGAACUAAGAUCAAUAAACUGUGAUUCUUACAAAGUCAUGUUCAUCUUUGAUGGUCUGGAUGAGUGUCGACUUCCUCUAGAUUUCCAGAACAAUGAGAGCUUGUGGGAUGUAACAGAUUCAGCCUCAGUGGAUGUGCUGCUGACAAACCUCAUCAAGGGGAAUCUGCUUCCCUCUGCUCUGCUCUGGAUAACCUCUCGACCAGCAGCAGCCAAUCAGAUCCCUCCUGAGUGUGUUGACCUGGUAACAGAGAUACGAGGGUUCAGUGACCCUCAGAAAGAGGAGUACUUCAGGAAGAGAAUCAGUGACCAGAGCCUGGCCAACAAAAUCAUCUCACACAUCAAGUCCUCAAGAAGCCUCUACAUCAUGUGCCACAUCCCAGUCUUCUGUUGGAUUGCAGCCACUGUUCUAGAGAGAGUGUUGGGUGGAGCAGAGAGUGGAGAGAUCCCCAAGACUCUGACUCAAAUGUUCUCAUACUUCCUGAUCUUUCAUAUCAAACACAAGAAUAAAAAGUACCAUGGGAAAUGUGACAUUGAUCUUCAGCAGACUAGAAAGGUGAUUCUGGCACUGGGAAAACUGGCUUUCCAACAGCUGGAGAAAGACAAUCUGAUCUUCGAUGAGGAAGACCUGAGAGAGUGUGGCAUUGAUGUCAGAGAAGUGUCAGUGUACUCAGGAGUUUGUACCCAGAUCUUCAGAGAGGAGUUUGCACUGCACCUGGGGAAGGUGUUCAGCUUUGUGCACCUGAGUGUUCAGGAGUUUCUGGCAGCCUUAUAUGCAUUUCUCUCCUUCAUUGGCAGAGAUGGAACCAAACAGCUGACCACUGAUCUCUCUAGUAUUUUCAUACAGUACAAGAUGUCAGACUUCCUCAAGGCUGCGGUGGGCAAAGCCUUACAGAGUGAGAAAGGACACCUGGAUCUUUUCCUCCGCUUCCUUCUGGGUCUCUCACUGGAGUCCAAUCAGACUCUCUUACGAGGCCUAAUGACACAGACAGGAAGCAGCUCUCACAACAAAGAGGAAACAGUUCAGUUCAUUAAGAAGAAGAUCAGGGACAAUCCCUCUGCAGAGAAAUCCAUCAAUCUGUUCCACUGUCUGAAUGAGCUGAAUGAUCAGUCUCUAGUGCAGGAAGUUCAAACAUACAUGAACAGAAGACAUUACAGUGUUCUCAGUAAAGUCAGACUCUCUCCUGCCCAGUGGUCAGCUCUGGUGUUUGUGUUGCUGAACUCAGAAGAGGAGAUGGAUUUGUUUGACCUGCGUAAAUAUGACAAAUCAGAUGAAUGUCUUCUGAAGCUGCUCCCAGUGAUCAAAGCAUCCAGAAGAGCUGUACUGUAUAACUGUAAUCUCACAGAGAAAAGCUGUGAAGCUCUGUCUUCAGCUCUCAGCUCAAACCCUUCAAGUCUGAGAGAACUGAAUCUGAGUAAAAAUGAACUGCAGGAUUCAGGAGUGAAGCUGCUCUCUGCUGGACUGAAGAAUCCACACUCUAAACUGGAGAAACUGGAGCUGAUGAAUUGUAGUAUUACAGACAAAGGCUUUGCUGCUCUGGCUUCAGCUCUAAAAUUAAACCCUUCCUCUGAACUGACAGAGUUGAACCUGAACUCCAAUAAACCAGGAGAGUCAGGAGUGAAGCUGCUCUCUGAUCUUCUGGAGGAUCCACAAUGUAAACUGGAGAUACUUCACCUGUCUGAAUGCAGUAUUACAUGUGAAGGCUUUGCUGCUUUGGCUUCAGCUCUAAAAUCAAACCCUUCAUCUUACCUGAGAGAGCUGGACCUGAACUACAAUAAACCAGGAGAUUCAGGAGUUAAACUGCUCUCUGGUCUACUGGAGGAUCGACACUGUAAACUGGAAAUACUACAACUGCAUGACAACAGUAUUACAGAUGAAGGCUUUGCUGCUCUGGCUUUAGCUCUAAAAUCAAACCCCUACACUCGCCUGAGAAAGCUUAACUUGAGCUACAGUAAACCAGGAGGAUCAGGAGUGAAGGAGCUCUCUGAUCUACUGGAGGAUCCACUCUGUAAACUGGAGACACUACACAUCUGAACACCAUUUAGCUGAUCUGCUCUCACACACAGAGGGUUGUGAGGACAGGAUGAAGUCUUACUACAAACACACAAACUCAGUAUAUGGCUCUACAUGGUGCUCAGUCCAUUGAUCUGAGAACUCCAGCAGCUUCUUUGUUUGAUGUGUUCAUCUCCUUUUCCCAGUGAGGUUCUUCUUGACAGCUACACAUCCCACAGCGCUGAGUAGUCUUCUGACAGUGGAAGGAUGGACAGACACACCUGUGGAUGUUUUCAGAUCUGAAGCAGCUUGAUUUUCUCCUCUCUCUCAAAGAUGAAAGCUUUAA
Molecule: messenger RNA, 3121 nt
Organism: Colossoma macropomum (tambaqui)
Lineage: Eukaryota; Metazoa; Chordata; Actinopteri; Characiformes; Serrasalmidae
Product: NLR family CARD domain-containing protein 3-like
Exons: 8
Coding region: 139-2817 (892 amino acids)
Molecular function (GO): protein binding
Source: RefSeq, a predicted model, not a curated record